AUGUGGAUGUGGUGUCACAAUGAAUCGCCUAGCAACCAUGGCGAGUUAGUAAACAUUCUAGUGCGACAAACAAGGGGAUACAAUUUGGCGGCAAGAGCAUGUGUUUAGCAUCCUCAACAUUGUAACAUUUCCAGCUUUUAUAAUGCCACUAACGAGAGAUCCCUUUCCUUUUCCUAAAACUGAGAACGACUACUCAUUGACUGGGGCAAGGCAAUGUCAGAAAGAGCCAUUUGAUAAACCAACUCAUAUAGCUCAAAAUGACGAACCGUGGAGUUGUCUAAAUGACAGGGCUACUCUAGCCAGCAUCAGAAGGAAUGUCCGGUAUCAUGACCGGCAGGCACCUAAAGACAGCCUAGACUUCCAUCUGAAAUCAACCUAUGACCACCACCAGGAGUUCCUCAGUAGUAAGAACCAGACCUUAUACCAGAGGGAGACUUUUACUGACGACCAUGGGAGGACUCUGAAGAACCGUGGAAAACAUGAAGCGCCCUUGUGUGAAACCAAGAAAGAAGUCAAAGUAUGGAUGAACUCACAGAAGUCUUCCAUCUACAGCAUUGAGGGAACAAUAGAAUCUCAUCACAAUGCCUCUACUAACAGGGGAUACUCCAGGAAGCACGAUGGGGGAUUCUACUCCACCUAAUAAUACUGUCACACAACUCACUCAGUGGGCAAUGGACAUCACUCAACUUCCAGUGAACUACCCCCUACACAAGAUCAUUACUAUAUUUAAGUAUUCAAGUCACUGAAACAUCUUAAAAUAUAAGCAUUCCUUAACUUUGACAGCAUAUUGUUGAGUGGUGGUUGCAUUUUCAGCACACGAGCCAACAGUUGUGUGAAUGAACCUUAUAACAUCAAAAUGUUUGUUUGCACAUUGAUCAAAUGUUUGUUUGUUGCCACCCAGGCUUUUUUAUUUUAAUGGGGAAGCAGAAGAGCCACUGAAUUUCUGCUAUAAAACUAACCUGGCACACGUGUUUCCCUUCUCUCCAUAAACGCUCACUACUUUUGUCCUUAACCCCAAUAUCUGGCUAAAAUAAAUGUGAUCUAGCAUGCCUGGACAAGGGUUGGCUGGCGAGCUAGCCAGAAAACGUUGGCUAAGUAGCUAGCCACCUACAACAGUGUUAAUUAUCGUCCCAGGGGAACAAUUUAAAAAUGUAUAGCAGAUCAGAAUCGCUGUUAUACUCAUUAGCCAGUGUGGAGAAUGAGGUAAAACUACAAAUCUCCUCGGAUCUAGUAUAUCUGAUCGAGUCAUCACUUCUGACCAAAAUGUAUUGUAGAGCCCUGAAGUUCAUGGAAGCUUCAUGCUCAUUGCCUCAGGAGCUCGCAUGUCGGGUAUUAUCAUUUCAGAAUUGGGGCAUGGUCAAACCCCAACCAAAUCAAACCAGAUCACUGUGUAGAACUAUAAACAAUCACACACUCAUUCAGUCGUACAGGCACACAAAACGCACAUACAUACCAUCAUUCAAACAAAACUGACCGUACCACCACGUUGUUGAAUUUAUAGAGCGCAGAGAAUCAUGGGAACUCUCGGAGGAAAGAAAGGUUGGAGUAAAAGAAUAGCGUGCCCUCGUGUGGUCAUCAAUGGUAAUGUGGGCAUGCCUUGUAAUGAGUAGGCCUACAUUUGCUUGUUUAUAAUAAACCACACAACAUACAGAGUACCAGUCAACAUUUUGCACACACCUACUCAUUCAAGGGUUUUUCUUUAUGGAAUCAUGUAGUAACCAAAAAAGUGUUAAACAAAUCAAAAUAGAUUUUAGAUUCUUCAAAGUAGCCACCCUUUGCCUUGAUGACAGAUUUGCACUCUUGACAUUCUCUCAACCAGCUUCAUGAGGUAGUCACCUGGAAUGAAUUUCAAUUAACAUCAGUGUCUUCUUAAAAGUUAAUUUGUGGAAUUUCUUUCCUUCUUAAUGCGUUUGAGCCAAUCAGUUGUGUUGUGACAAGGUAGGGGUGGUAUACAGAUGAUGACCCUAUUUGGUAAAAGACCAAGUCCAUAUUAUGGUUCAAAUAUGCAAAGAGAAACGACAGUCCAUCAUUGCCUUAAGACAUGAAGUUCAGUCAAUCUGGAAAAUGUCAAGAACUUUUAAAGUUUCCUCAAGUACAGUAGCCUUCGUUAAAUUUUUUUUAUGUAUUUUGAUUAUUUUCUACAUUGUAGAAUAAUAGUGAUGACAUUAAAACUAUGAAAUAACACUUUUUUGGUUACUUCAUGAUUCCAUGUGUUAUUUCAUAGCUUUGAUGUCAUCACUAUUCUUCAACAAU
Messenger RNA from Salvelinus fontinalis (brook trout), 2253 nucleotides. It is a transcript of the gene cfap276, whose product is annotated as cilia and flagella associated protein 276. The transcript has 5 exons. Bases 143 to 640 code for a protein of 165 amino acids. The record is from RefSeq and is a predicted model, not a curated record. Lineage: Eukaryota; Metazoa; Chordata; Actinopteri; Salmoniformes; Salmonidae.